AUGAGCGGUCCUUACAUUUACGAUAUGACGAAUGAGCCGCAGAACCAUCAACUGGACAUCGAAGAGUCCUCCGCUUCCACGAACUGCGAGCAGGUUGACGACAUCACAAAGAGGGCCCGGAAGCUUACCGAACGUCGCGUGGACAAGUUCACUAAGAUCUUGCGCCGUUUCGAUAAGACUAAUGGGCCGGCAUACACUCGCCUUCAAGAGGAGCUCGAUUGUUUCAAAAAGUGGGCAAAGGACACUGGACUGUACCAGCACGAGGAGAACAGGCCAAAGCACGAUUUUCGUAACCUUCCUCCCGUUGCAAAAUCAUCGAUUAUCGACUCACUCGAAGAUGUUAAAGACCAAAUAUACCUCAUGCGCCUGACCGACCUCGGCAAGAAGCGGUCCCGGGAAGAAGGACCCCAUGAGCCCCUACCUCGGCCUUUUCUGGACCUUUGGAUCGAUGGAAUGAGCUGCAUCAUCGUCAACCUGGAACUAUCAGUCGAUCUGGAAGACGAGUCGAACGCCAGAAGAGGCGAGACGAGUCCUUGUCUUAAGACGCUUUUCCGACGCUGUGCAGCCGGAUACACGAUAGUUUUCAAACGUAUCAAUGAAGGAAACUCGAGUCUGGAGGACAAGCUACCCACCGGACAUAUUAAAGGCCCGCGUAACAGCUUCAUCAGAUGGAGCCGUGAAAGCGGAGUUCUUCUUGAUGGCAAGAGCUCUCUAGAGACCAAAUUCGUCGACUCGGACAAGAGCGAGAGCAGGAGUCAAAUCGUCAACAGCCUGUUGAGUAUCGAGUCGGCCUUGGGAGCGAUGUCUGGGUUACUACCGGAGAAGCGUGUUUCGGGAAAGGAUCUUCCGGCAGCAGAUGCAGACGAGAAUUCGAAUUCGAACCUUAGCCUUACCGAACGGGCGAAAGGCUUGACAGAGCAAAUAAUGGUACUCCAACGAUGUAACGAAUCUCUGGCGAAAGCCACAAAAGCUCUUGUUGGUUGUUCGAUCGGAUCGAACGGCUCUAACGCGGGGGCUGUAGAUAAUACUGCAACAGAUACUUGA
Molecule: messenger RNA, 1044 nt
Organism: Alternaria arbusti
Lineage: Eukaryota; Fungi; Ascomycota; Dothideomycetes; Pleosporales; Pleosporaceae
Exons: 1
Coding region: 1-1044 (347 amino acids)
Source: RefSeq, a predicted model, not a curated record